CGGAGCGGAGAGCCAAUGGCGGCGUGGGAAGGCGUGUCCUACUUCGGGAGGCACCGCCCCUCCGUUGCCUUCCCUCGGUCCGCCUGUCAGUCAUUGAGUCGGCCGGCCGGUUUUUCUUGCUGCGGUUCCCGUUGUCUCUCCCGCCAUCCUUGCUUCCCUCAUGCAGCUCGCCAGGGGCCCCGCCAGCUGGGAAGCCGCCGCCGCCUCGCCAAUCUCCGGCCCGGCCGCCAUCCAGAUCAGCAGGAUUAUGCGCCCUGAUGAUGCCAACAUUGCUGGGAACGUCCAUGGAGGGACCAUAUUAAAAAUGAUUGAGGAGGCAGGUGCCAUCAUCAGCACUCGGCACUGCAACUCUCAGUCUGGGGAGCGAUGCGUGGCCGCCCUGGCCCGCGUGGAGCGCACAGACUUCCUUUCCCCCAUGUGCAUCGGAGAAGUGGCUCACGUCAGUGCUGAGAUCACCUACACAUCCAAGCACUCUGUAGAAGUCCAGGUGCAUGUGGAGUCGGAAAACAUUCUCACAGGUGCCAAGCGGGUGACCAACAAGGCAACUCUGUGGUAUGUGCCCCUCUCUCUUAACAACGUGAACAAAGUAUUGGAAGUCCCUCCUAUUCAGUUUGCAGAGAAGGCGCAAGAGGAGGAAGGGAGAAGGCGCUACGAAGAGCAGAAGCUGGAACGUUUGGAAACGAAGGAGAGGAAUGGGGACGUCAUCAUGCCAGUGAUUAAUCCAGAUAGACAAAGAAAAGAGCCAUAUACUGUUGGCUACAGCCAGUCCAGCUUGAUCCACCUGGUGGGACCAUCUGACUGCACCAUGCAUGGAUUUGUGCACGGAGGUGUUACUAUGAAGCUGAUGGAUGAGGUAGCUGGGAUCGUCGCUGCUCGCCAUUGCAAGACCAACAUAGUCACUGCAUCCGUGGAUGCCAUCAAUUUCCAUGAAAAGAUUAAAAAAGGCAGUGUGAUCACAAUUUCUGGGCGCAUGACCUUCACGAGCAAUAAGUCCAUGGAGAUCGAGGUCUUUGUGGAUGCUGACCCCUUUGUGGACGAGUCUCAGGAGCGGUAUCGGGCUGUCAGUGCAUUCUUCACCUAUGUGUCCCUAAGCAAGGAGGGGAGGCCGCUCCCUGUCCCACAGCUGGUGGUAGAAACAGAAGAUGAGAAGAGGCGUUUCGAGGAGGGGAAAGGCCGCUACCUCCAGACCAAAGCCAAGCGCCAGGCACAGACCCAGCCGCUCACUCAGCAAUGACCGAUCUCAGCCGGAGCCCCUUCCGGGAGGAGAGAGCCACCAUCAGCACAUCCACUCAGAAAUCUUCACUUUGGGCAUUUCAAUAGCAGAACCUGACCGGUAGCACAUAGAGCCCUCAUGGCACCCCAGAGAAAGCCACCAUUCUGUUAUAUCUGUACUUGUCGUAGAUAGUCCAACUGGCACAUUAGGAGCCAUGCUAGGCGGCCAGGGAUGCCCUUGGAAAGGUGGGGUGGGGGGCUUCGGGACAAGGGAUUGGGGGUGGUAAUCCUGCUUGGGGAGUUAUGGAGCUUCAUUAUUUUGAAGGCUGCUCCACCUAGGAGGGCUACUGUAUGUUAACAAGGUUUUAUUUUUUGCGGGGAUGGGGUGGGGUUUGCCUUGAAAAAUCCUGGCCAGCCUCCCCUAGCCUAAUGCCCUCCAGAUGUCUUGGGCUUCCAAGACUGAUGGAGCUUGUAGUCCAAAAUAUCUGGAGGACACCAGGAUUGUUGGGCAGGCUACCCUUGUUACAUGCAGACAAACUGAACACCUGGCUGGGGCAACACAAGGACAACGUCGUUGCACUUACGGGGGCUGCUCUCCUCACCCCCAAAAAAGGCACUAGCAUUCUCUCGGAAGAAUGAUGGGGCCAUUAGCACAUAUAUUUUUUCCAGGGCCUUGUGUCUUUGUUAUGCUCUUGUUUCACACCCUUCCCUUCCUCUCAGCAAACACCAAAAGCUGCUUCAUGACAGUCACAAGCCUAAAAAACAACGCUGUUCUCUGUACUAUUAUCUGGCAGUCUCUCUUCGUCCUGUUCCAUUCCUCUUGACUAUACAUAUGUAUAUGUAUGCCUAAUUUAUUUAAUGACUAUUGUGAAUAAAGACUCUAUGCCUUUA
Molecule: messenger RNA, 2103 nt
Organism: Podarcis raffonei (Aeolian wall lizard)
Lineage: Eukaryota; Metazoa; Chordata; Lepidosauria; Squamata; Lacertidae
Gene: ACOT7
Product: acyl-CoA thioesterase 7
Exons: 10
Coding region: 161-1234 (357 amino acids)
Biological process (GO): palmitic acid biosynthetic process; acyl-CoA metabolic process
Cellular component (GO): cytosol; extracellular exosome; nucleoplasm
Molecular function (GO): long-chain fatty acyl-CoA binding
Source: RefSeq, a predicted model, not a curated record